Molecule: messenger RNA, 576 nt
Organism: Didymella exigua CBS 183.55
Lineage: Eukaryota; Fungi; Ascomycota; Dothideomycetes; Pleosporales; Didymellaceae
Exons: 2
Coding region: 225-527 (100 amino acids)
Source: RefSeq, a predicted model, not a curated record
CCGUCACCUCACCCUGUCGCAAGCUCUUCUGCACAUCUCAAGCUUUGCGCCGUGACACUCGAUCCUGCCCACACUCACCGAGCAAUUGCUGUGCAGCCAUCGCUUGCUUGAUCCCUUUUCUUCCACUCACUCCCCCUCUAGUGCCAACAGGUCGAGUACAGGGCUCCCUGCACGCGACUUCUUCCUAUUCUUUUCACUCAGCCAACCGUCACCGCACCAUCACUAUGGCCGACUACCAGGAGGAGGACCUUUUCGACGAUCUCUACGACGAUGAGCCAGCAUCGAAGCCGACACCGGCAGCAGCCGCACCACUCAAGGCCGAAUCGGAAGUAAAGACAGAGCCUCAAAAUGCCUCGACAUACGAUGCACCGCAAGACGCUGCGCCGUCAUGGCAAGAACCCGCCGCGACGGGAGGUGACACCAACAUGGACGGGCCUGCGUUCAAUAACGGUGGUAACCAGUCAUAUGGCAACGACCAGAACAACGAUAAUGACUACGGUCCUAUCAACGUGAAGGAGGAUGGGUAAGUCUUGUGUUUGUAUUUUCAUGUCCACUCGGGCGCAUCGUAAGGUAGGA